UUGGGUUUGUUUUUUUUCGCAGAGCCUGAGAAUGGCUGGAAGACCGCUCAGAGCCGUCGUGCUUGGUUUGUCCACAUGGACUGCCUCGGUCUCCACCUCCCGCGCCCCAGCGGCAACAAAAGCAUGUCAGCACUCGCUCUUGCUGCUGCCGUCCAUCGCAACCUCGCGCUCUGGAGGCCGCAGCUCGGCGGGAUUCCCCGUGCGAUCGCUCUUGGCGCCAAUUUUUCGCGGCUUUUCCAGCGGUUCUGGCGCACCGAGCACUGCGCUCAGCCGCGCACCCCUGCAUUCCAACGACUCGCAAGAGUACAUCCCCACUGGUCGCUUUGCACCCGACGGGCGACCAAUCUACAUGCGCCGUGUUCAGCUGCAGAUGGCUUCGCCGUCCAGCCAAGACUCGCAGCGUCAUCAUACUCAUGACCAUCGUCAUCAUCAGCGUCAGGCUGAUCAUGACUACGAUGAUGCAGAUCAACAGGAGCGAUUUCGGCGAGCGUACGAGGAUCAGGCGCGCAGUCAGCGAGAACCCAACCGAUUUGUCAAACCAAUCCUAUUCACAGCGGUGGUUGCCGUUGGAAGUUUCGCGAUCGCUGCGGUGGUUGAGCACGAUCGAAUUGUUCGCAGGUACAACGAGCCUCCGCUAUCGCGCUUUCAGCAAUGGCUGAACAAAGCUGCGUUCGACCUUCCGAGCGACCAACCAGCCCCGGUUCUCGAGUCUCUCAGGAAUUACAUUGAUGCUGCACCACCGAGCGUCAAGCUCAUGUGGGGCAUUGUAGGUCUCAACACUUUGGUAUUUGCAGCCUGGCGGAUUCCUGCGCUUUUGCCGUUCAUGUACAACAACUUUCUAUCCCAUCCUGGAUCUGGCCGAGCGCUCCCCAAGCUGCUGAGCGCGUUCAGCCAUCGCGACCCUGUGCACUUUGGCAUCAACAUGUUUGCACUGUAUGGUUUCGGACAAGUAUCCCAGCAAGAUCUAGGAUCUGAACAGUUUGUGGCCUUGUUUUUGACCGCUGCAGUUGGAUCUUCGUUGGCGAGCCAUCUUUACGCGAACGCCGCCCGACGAUUUGUGCCCUCUCUUGGAGCGUCUGGUGCGCUGCUAGGCAUUGUGGCUUCCGCUGUCGCUGUCCACCCCAAUCUCGCCGUGGGCAUUCCGUUCGUGCCCGAUGUUUACUUCCCGGCGUGGCAAGCGUUCGCGGCCACCUGCACGCUGGAUGUUCUUGGCCUGAUUUUCCGUUGGCGCAUGUUUGAUCAUGCUGCCCACUUGGGCGGUGCACUCAUUGGUGGUUGCUAUGCACUCUAUUGCCGACCAACCGUCUGGGGCGAGUGGAAGCGUGCAUGGCUGCAGCAAUAUCUCUCGACCAAAGCUCACGUCAAACGCUCGUUAGGAUUGAAGUGAUGGUGCACAACACAGAACUGUACAAUAUUGGAACACAAUAUCAUCCAUGCA
Messenger RNA from Capsaspora owczarzaki ATCC 30864, 1438 nucleotides. RefSeq lists its product as hypothetical. The coding region runs from base 32 to 1387 and encodes 451 amino acids. Gene Ontology annotation, cellular component: membrane. Gene Ontology annotation, molecular function: serine-type endopeptidase activity. The transcript has 5 exons. The record is from RefSeq and is a predicted model, not a curated record. Lineage: Eukaryota; Filasterea; Ministeriida; Capsasporidae.